Alternaria rosae is the source of this 759-nucleotide messenger RNA. RefSeq names its product Spherulation-specific family 4. The record is from RefSeq and is a predicted model, not a curated record. NCBI's taxonomy places the organism in Eukaryota, Fungi, Ascomycota, Dothideomycetes, Pleosporales, Pleosporaceae. The coding region runs from base 1 to 759 and encodes 252 amino acids. The transcript is spliced from 3 exons.
AUGGACGGGCCAAGCUCCGUAAUUGUUCCGCUAUACGUCUACCCCUCAGCAGGCGCAUGGGAUCCGUUUCACGAUGUAGCAUCGUCGUUCCCUCGCAUACACUUUACGGUUGUGAUCAAUGUGCAUAACGGGCCUGGAGAGGGUGCACUACCGAACGCAGAAUAUACCGCAGCCAUCGAGGCGCUCAACUCGCUCAGCAAUGUACGCACUAUCGGUUAUGUGGCAACCACGUGGUGUACCAGGGACUUGAGUUCUGUACUGGAUGAUAUCGCCGCCUUUUCAUUUUGGGGAGAAUAUGAUCCUUCACUGGCUUUGAGUGGUGUCUUUGUCGAUGAGACGCCUACACAAUACUCUACAGACUAUGCAGUGUAUCUCGAUAGCAUCACUCAAGCAGUUCAAGACAGCGCCGGACUAAAGGACAGCUUCAUUGUUCACAACCCUGGGGCUCUUCCAGAGCCUGCUUACUUUGAUGAGGCACUGUUCAAUGCACCGGACUUAACCGUUAUUUUCGAGAACUCAUUUUCCAAUUGGACGGUUGAGGGUGGCGAGCUUUUCAAGGUGACGGAUUCAUAUGAUCGCGAAAAGCUUGCACUGCUUGUGCAUUCUACACCGGAUCUGACAAUUCUUGAGAUGGCUAGUAUGCUAUUGCAGUUACUAGCCCUGGGCCGCAGCAUCUGGAUGACAGCUAGCUCGGAUUAUACCGAUCUCGACGGUGUGCUGCCUGCGUUCAUCGAAGGCGUGGCUGCGCUGCUGAGGUGA